Messenger RNA from Solanum verrucosum, 2687 nucleotides. RefSeq names its product U-box domain-containing protein 13-like. Gene Ontology annotation, molecular function: protein binding; ubiquitin-protein transferase activity. The record is from RefSeq and is a predicted model, not a curated record. The transcript has 5 exons. Gene Ontology annotation, cellular component: cytoplasm; nucleus. Lineage: Eukaryota; Viridiplantae; Streptophyta; Magnoliopsida; Solanales; Solanaceae. Bases 350 to 2335 code for a protein of 661 amino acids. Gene Ontology annotation, biological process: cell surface receptor signaling pathway; protein ubiquitination.
UUACUCAAAAACCACCAAUAAACCUGUUUUUUUUCUUUUUCUUUCUUCUUCUUCUUCACAGAUCCAGUUUUACCCCACACUUCAAUUCACCGCCGGUAACAAUUAACCGACAAGUACCUCGCCGGUAAACUUCAUUAACAUAUUAUUUAAGCCAAUCCACAUCAAAAGAACUCAUCCUAAAGCCCCGCCGCCACAACAAUACUCUCUUAAUUCUUACUCUAAAUUACUCCAUUUUCUGUCUCCCUUCUCUCAUGGAGUCGACGACUAACAACUGAGCUCUUCAGCUCAGCUCAUAUUUAUAAGUUGUUCUGUUUCAAUUUUCUGUUAAAUUUUGGAUCUUUGAAAGGAAAUGGAAGAAGAAAGAGGAGUGUUAGUGCAGGAGCUGAUUGAGGUAGUGAACGAAAUAGCAGCCAUUUCAGAUUUCAGAACUUGGGUGAAGAAAGAGUAUUGCAAUCUAGCUAGGAGGCUCAAAUUGUUGAUUCCAAUGUUUGAAGAGAUUCGGGAUAUCAAAGAACCAGUUCCUGAAAACUCCAUGAUAGCUUUGGUUUCCUUGAAAGAAACUCUUGAAUCAACCAAGGAAUUGCUCAAAUUCGGUAGUGAGGGAAGCAAAAUUUAUCUGGUCUUAGAAAGGGAGCAGAUAAUGAAUAAAUUUCACCAAGUGACAACCCAGCUGGAACAAGCUUUGGGUGGAGUUCAUUAUGAAGAGCUUGACAUAUCUGAUGAAGUUAAAGAGCAAGUAGAGCUUGUCCUUUCUCAGUUCCAAAGAGCCAAAGGAAGGGUUGAUACACCUGAUGCUGAACUCCGUGAGGAUCUAUUGUCCCUUUACAGAAAGAGUAAUGAUCCUGCUAUAGAUCCAGCUGUCCUGCGGAAAUUGGUUAAGAAGUUACAGCUGACUGGAUUAUAUGAUCUCACACAAGAAUCAUGUGCUUUGCAUGAUAUGGUCACUGCUACUGGUGAAGAUCCAGAGGAGAGGAUCGAGAAGAUGUCACUUGUACUGAGGAAAAUUAAGGGCUUUGUGCUGACUGAGACUCCGGAGAUUGAUUCUUCUUCGAGGGAGAAGUCUUCAACUUGUAGUGGACAAGCAUCUAUCGAGGCAACUCAUAAGGCCCCAGUUAUACCAGAUGAUUUUCGGUGUCCUGUAUCCCUGGAAUUGAUGAAAGAUCCUGUUAUUGUUUCAUCUGGCCAGACUUACGAGCGUUCUUCUAUUGAGAAGUGGCUGGAAGCAGGGCAUAGCACUUGUCCCAAGACACAACAAGUCCUCACAAGCAAUGUUGUCACACCAAACUAUGUGUUGCGGAGCCUCAUAGCACAGUGGUGUGAAAUGAAUGGAGUUGAAUCACCCAAACGACCAGGUAGUUCACCCAAUAAAUCAACAUCCGCGUGCACGCCUGCUGAGCACUCGACAAUAGAAAAUCUCCUGAGAAAGCUCACAUCUGGCAGCCCUGAAGAUCGUCUCUCAGCCACAGGUGAAAUCCGCCUGCUUGCUAAACGCAAUGCUGAUAAUCGUGUUGCAAUAGCUGAAGCAGGUGCUAUUCCUCUGCUCGCUGACCUUCUUUCCACACCUGAUUCUCGGAUCCAAGAGCAUGCUGUUACAGCACUACUUAACCUCUCUAUCUGUGAGGAUAACAAACGGAGCAUUGUAACAUCAGGGGCAGUGCCUGGUAUCGUCCAUGUGCUUAAGAAGGGGAGCAUGGAAGCACGUGAAAAUGCAGCGGCCGCGCUAUUUAGCCUUUCAGUUAUAGAUGAGAAUAAGGUCAUAAUUGGUACUUUUGGGGCAAUACCUCCACUUGUUACAUUAUUAAGUGAUGGCACCCAGAGAGGGAAGAAAGACGCUGCUACCGCACUUUUCAAUCUGUGCAUUUAUCAAGGGAACAAGGGCAAGGCAGUAAGGGCUGGAGUUGUGGUCACUCUAAUGGGGCUGCUUACGGAACCUCAAGGUGGUAUGAUCGAUGAAGCACUUGCCAUUUUAGCGAUACUGUCUAGUCAUCCAGAAGGGAAGACAACCAUUGGAGCUGCAGGGGCAGUUCCUGUUUUGGUAAAUGUGAUCACAAAUGGUUCUCCCAGAAACAAAGAAAAUGCAGCUGCAGUUUUGGUACACCUUUGCUCUGGGGACCAACAUCAUCUAGUGGAUGUUCAGGAGCUAGGAAUAAUGGGACCAUUGGUGGAUUUAGUACAAAAUGGCACUGAAAGGGGUAGACGAAAGGCAACCCAGUUGCUUGAACGAAUAAACAGAUAUGCUGAGCAGCAAAAACAGGCCCAGACAGAACCUGAGGCUCCGAUUCAUAACCAGCUUUCACAGUCACCACCAUCAUCAACAAAUGUCCUGGAAUGCUGAAUAAAUAACAACUACUACUAUGCCUCAAUCCUAAGCAAGCGGGAUCAGUUAUAUUAAUCCUCGCUGAUCCAGUUAAGCUGCUCCUGUAUGCUUUUCUUUUUUCUAUUAUGUUUGGCUUUUCUUGGUUUGUUAUAGCAUAAAUUGUAGAAAAUGGGAGAAAGGUGGAAGAUCACCUGAUACAUCCAUCAUUUAUUUGUUUUCUGGGGUUGAGGUGUACACUCCCAAGGAUAUAUUGAGGGAAUGAAACAUCAACUUAUUUGACAAUAUUGAAAUGUCAAACUGUACCAUUACAACACAUGUACAAGUGAAAAUCUUCCUCAGUUUUUAUAGAAGAAGAUGCUUUUCUACAUUA